Molecule: messenger RNA, 708 nt
Organism: Chelonoidis abingdonii (Abingdon island giant tortoise)
Lineage: Eukaryota; Metazoa; Chordata; Testudines; Testudinidae
Source: RefSeq, a predicted model, not a curated record
GAAGCCUUUUCGGGCGCUGAUCGGAUGCAGUGCUUCAAUACAAGACCUUCCUGCAGGCAGUGAUCGGAUGAUAGGCUGAGUCUUCCCCUGCUAACCUGUCCAAUUCUGUCGCCUUCCCUUCCCCAGCUCGUGUUCGAAGAGGUCGCUGUGUGGACGAUGGCCGCCUGCCCAUUCGCCUGAAGCUCUAACACGCUUGUGGGCUAGAUGGCUGCAGCUAAUAAGGGCACAAAGCCGAAAGUGGGUGGUGUCCGCUUCGCCGCCAGCCAGCCCGAGGAAGGAGCACAUUCCCAUGUGCACUUUGACGAGAAGCUCCAUGACUCCGUGGUCAUGGUCACCCAGGAGAAGGAUGGCAACUUCUUGGUCAAGGUAGGCUUUCUGAAGAUACUGCACAAAUACGAAAUCACAUUUCUUCUGCCUCCCAUUCAAAGACUGGGGAAGGACGUCUGUGCCAUUCUGCUUCCAAACCUUAACCUUAAAGUCAUCAGCAUCACACCAGUGGCUGAAGGCUACAGUGUUAAGUGCGAGUACACCGCACACAAAGAAGGGGUCCUGAAAGAAGAGAUGAUGCUGUCCAGCGAGACCCACGAUGGUGCCUGCGUCAAAGUGGUCGUUCAAGCCCGGGUAAUGGGUAGGUAUCCCUCUAAACUGCGCUGGAAAUGGGAUCUGGAGCCUUUCGCUGCACGGACUGCCUAGAAUUCAGCCCUGGUG